AUGUGCUACCAGAGUGGAACACUUAACCCAGCAGAAACAGUUGAAAUUAAACGCUUUGUUCAAAACCAACAUCAGUUAAAGAAUCAGGACAGCAAAACUUCUCCACACUGUGGUACGUCAUCAAGUGGUAAUAUUAAACACUACGUGAAUUGGUUUAAUCAGUUGACCGUUAUGGUCGCUUCUGAGAUUUUACGGCACUCCAAAAAGCAACAUCGUGUUCAAGUUAUCGAAUAUUUUAUUGACGUAGCCAAAGAGUGCAUCAACGUCGGUAAUUUCAACUCGUUGAUGGCGAUUGUCGCUGGCCUUUCUUUGCCCCCAGUUGUCAGACUGAAGAAAACGGUCAGUUGA
This is a messenger RNA of Anisakis simplex (herring worm), 348 nucleotides long. The record is from the annotation of a GenBank genome assembly. NCBI's taxonomy places the organism in Eukaryota, Metazoa, Nematoda, Chromadorea, Rhabditida, Anisakidae.